Darwinula stevensoni is the source of this 1522-nucleotide messenger RNA. The record is from the annotation of a GenBank genome assembly. Lineage: Eukaryota; Metazoa; Arthropoda; Ostracoda; Podocopida; Darwinulidae.
AAAAAUGAGAGGGUAUCCAAUCCUCAUCGUCGUCCUACUAAUUGUGUGGACAGAAUGCAGUUUUGGAAAAAAAUAUGCGCUCAAUUCCAUCCCCGAACCGAGGAGUCUCGCCGAUUUGGAGGAGAAGAUGUCAACUAUCAUGGACAAAAUUACGGAGCUUGCGACGGACAACGCACAACUGAAGAUCAACAAACACCUGCAGCUCGACAACGAAAAACUGAAGCACGAGAUCGCGCAACAGAAGCUCGACAUUAUACAAAUGAAGCACGAUAUCGCCCAACUGAGGCACGAUAACGAACGACUGAAGCGCGUCAACGAGAACCUCAACGCACAACGGGAGACCGCUGUGGAGGAUAGGAUCCAAUAUUUGGAGGCCGUCACUCGGCAAAUAGUGCCCCCAACGUGCGAGAGUCUCGCAAAACUUGGUGUAACACGGUCAGGAGCCUACCUUGUGGAUCCAGAUGGGGUGCUACGAGGCGAUCCACCCAUACGAGUUUUCUGUGACAUGGACACAGAUCCACCUUCAACCAACGUUCUCCACGAUUCGAUGGAAACCAUGGAGGUAGGUCAUUGUCCGGAUCCUGGCUGCUACGGUCGCAGAAUCGCCUAUCAUGCUUCAAUGAAGCAGAUGCAGGCGUUGAUCGAUCGGUCGGAGUCGUGCAAGCAGCAAAUAAGAUACGACUGCUUUUCCGCCGCUCUGACGACUUCAGGCACCAACUAUGCAUGGUGGAUGGAUCGUCGCGGCGACCCUCAGUAUUAUUGGGAAGGUUCCCAUGCAGGGGAACAUACAUGCAACUGCGGCCUGACCGACAACUGUGAGCAUUCGACCCAAGCCUGCAAUUGCGAUGCAGAUGCCCCCAAAUGGGAAUCAGACUCGGGCACCAUCACCAACGCCACAGCACUUCCCAUCACCGAACUCCGAUUCGGCGGGCUGCAGUCCGAGGGCCAAAAGGCGAAGCACACUCUGGGAGCAUUGGUCUGCACUGGGCGAAAUCCGCCGAGCAGCCCAGCAGGAUCGUGCUCCUCGCUCCGCCAAGCUGGACACACUGGCACAGGAUAUCACCUGAUCAGCACGAAAAAGGGGCUAUUGGAUGUAGUCCUAUGUCGAAUGGAUCUAGAAGAUACCGACGAAGGGUUCCAGCUGGCCACCGGUGCCCGCAUCGCCGAGGAGCGCGUUUAUUUCGAUGCCUAUCGCAUAUCAAACUGGUCAAAUGCAGGGAUAAUUUCAUUCGAAGGGACCGAGUUGAACAUGGGCAACGGAAUGGAUGUGAACACUGGGAUUUUCACCGCACCUCUGGACGAACGACGGACUUUCCGAUCGCCCGUCCUCAUCGGGUUGCAUCAGUCGUCAACCGAGCCGCAGUACGAUGUCUUAAAAGAGCGAGCUACGGCCGAGGAGGCCAAAGGGGCUCCCGAGUCUUCCGCGGAGCCUCGCCACGGCCACGACACCGACCGAACAGACGGCAGGGCAGCAGGACCCGUUUCCGCCUCUCUCUGCACCGUUCGCAACGGAAGCCUCUAA